Molecule: messenger RNA, 3736 nt
Organism: Dendronephthya gigantea
Lineage: Eukaryota; Metazoa; Cnidaria; Anthozoa; Malacalcyonacea; Nephtheidae
Product: importin subunit beta-1-like
Exons: 26
Coding region: 112-2739 (875 amino acids)
Biological process (GO): protein import into nucleus
Cellular component (GO): cytoplasm; nucleus
Molecular function (GO): nuclear import signal receptor activity; small GTPase binding
Source: RefSeq, a predicted model, not a curated record
CUUGCCCGGGUGGUGGUGUUUGCUUCGGCGAAAGUUUAAAAUUUUCUUCUUCCUUUCCCGACUUUUCAUUCAAACCGGACGAAAUACUCGUGUUUUAGCGACAGUUACAUUAUGGAACUUUCAACAAUCUUAGAAGCAACAGUUUCGCAAGACAAGGUUAAACUUGAUCAAGCAGAGAAAUUCUUACAAGAUGCAGCUCAAAAUAACUUACCGCAGUUCUUAGUAGCUUUAGCAAUUGAGCUAGUAGAUUCAAGCAAAAGUCAAGUAUGUCGUAUGGCUGCAGCCUUGCAGUUAAAAAACCAACUUACAUCAAAAGACGAUCGUGUCAAAUUGGCUUACCAACAGAGAUGGUUAGGUUUGGAAGAUACCAUCAAAAAUGCUGUUAAAACAAGGGUUGUAGCUACACUUGGAACAGAGAGUACCAGACCAGCUAUAGGGCCACAGUGUAUAGCAGCUAUUGCUUGUACAGAGCUUCCUGUCCAGCAAUGGCCAGAUCUGAUCCCAACAUUGGUUCAAAAUGUUACCAAUGGUACUGCGACAGAGAGUUUGAAGGAACAGACCUUAGAAGCUAUUGGAUAUAUUUGUCAAGAUAUAGAUCCUAAGCACUUAGCAAUGGAAGCCAACAGCAUUUUGACAGCAAUUGUACAGGGAAUGAGGAAAGAAGAACCCAGCGACAAUGUCAGACUGGCUGCCACUACAGCCCUUUACAAUUCCUUAGAAUUUACAAAGGGAAAUUUUGACAAAGAGAAUGAGAGGCAUUUCAUAAUGCAAGUUGUAUGUGAGGCUACCCAGUGUACUAAUACUCAAGUCAAAAUUGCAUCUCUUCAAAAUUUAGUCAAAAUUAUGUCCUUAUAUUAUGACCACAUGGUGGCUUAUAUGGGUCCUGCUUUGUUUGCUAUAAGUCUUGAUGCAAUAAAAAGUGAUAUCCCAGAAGUGUCCCUGCAAGGCAUCGAAUUUUGGUCCACUGUUUGUGAUGAGGAAAUUGACCUGGAUCUUGAGGCUGAAGAGGCUGCACAAGUGGGUCAGCCCCCAGAGAGAAGCAGCAAGAAGUAUGCCAAGGGUGCAUUACAAUACCUGGUGCCUCUUAUCUUGGAAACCUUGUGUAAACAGGAGGAAUUUGAUGACGAAGAUGAUUGGAAUCCAUCAAAAGCCGCUGGUGUCUGCCUCAUGCUCCUAGCACAGUGCUGUGAAAACGAUGUCGUUCCCUAUGUUCUUCCUUUUGUUGAGUCAACUAUCGGCGAUGAGAUGUGGCAAAGACGUGAUGCUGCAGUCAUGGCCUUUGGAUCAGUUCUUGGAGGACCAGACCCGGAGGCUCUAAAACAUGUCGUCGUUAAGGCAAUGCCGUUGAUCAUCGAGCUGAUGCACGAUCCUAGCACGGUCGUUCGUGAUUCUGCUGCAUGGACCGUGGGUCGUGUGUGUGAACUGCUACCAGAUGAAGCAAUCAACCCAGCGUACCUCAACCGUCUUCUUGAACAAAUGUUGACAUGCCUCUCUGCUGAACCGCGGGUUGCUGCAAACAGCUGCUGGGCUUUUUCAUCGCUCGCCGAAGCUGCGCUGGAAAAUGCCAAGAAUCAAUGUGGAACUGACGAGCCAAACACUUUCGCACUGUCAGAAUCGUUCACCAAAAUUAUCAACGAUUUAUUUAUAGUUACAAACAGACCUGAUGGUAACCAGGCGAAUCUUCGUAGCGCGGCGUAUGAAGCCAUAAUGGAAAUGAUCAAGAAUUCUCCAAAAGAUUGUUAUAUGUGUGUUCAGUCAACAACGCUGGUGAUCUUGGAAAGAUUACAACAAGUCCUUCAACUGGAGGGUCAAAUAACCUCCACAGAUGAUCGUUCUCAAUACAUAGAUUUACAGGCCUUGAUAUGCGCAACUCUACAGAGUGUUUUGCGCAAGGUUGAACCCGAUGACGCCCUAAAGAUUUCUGAUGCGGUCAUGAGCGCUUUACUACAACUACUGAUUACACAGUCUGGUCAGGGGGGUGGCGCAAAGGAAGAUGCUUUAUUGGCAGUCGCUAUUCUCGUGGAAGUGAUCGGAGUUAGUUUCAUGAAGUAUAUGGAAGCAUUUAAACCAAUGUUGACUCUGGCACUGAGGAACACAGAAGAACACCAGGCGUGUAUAGCUGCUGUUGGUAUUGUGGGUGAUCUCUGCCGCGCAUUCGGUGAACAAGUUUCGCCGUUUUGUGAUGAAUUCAUGAAGCUACUCAUGGAAAAUCUUGCAAAUCAGACAGUGCAUCGCUCUGUGAAACCACAAGUCAUCUCCGCCCUGGGCGAUAUUGCUCUGGCAAUUGGAGCUAAUUUUGUAAACUAUCUUGAGCCAGUGAUGCUUACGCUGGAACAGGCUGCGUCUUUACAAAUAGAAACAGAUGAUUACGACACGAUCGAUUACCUGAAUGAGCUUCGCGAGGCGUGCCUAGAAGCCUACACCGGUAUCAUACAAGGCUUCAAGGGUGAUGGGAAUGUUCCUAGCGCCGAGGUGCAGAAUGUAUGGCCCAGUGUUCCAAGCAUUGUCACUUUCUUAGAAAAAAUUUCGGUGGAUAAAGAUCAUUCUGAAGCUGUUGUUGCGGCUGCCUGUGGACUAGUAGGGGAUAUGUGCUCAGCUUUUGGUACGCCAGUACAACAACACUUGGAGAAACCAACAAUUCUGGAACUACUGCAAGAAGGACGCAGGUCCAAAGGAGGAAAAACGAAGAGCGUUGCGACGUGGGCGACGAAAGAAUUACGAAAAUUAAAGCAAGCAUAGACCGUCGAAAGGAGGGAUAAUCUACGAAAGACGAAUGGAAAUGAAAUGUGAGUACGACUGUCUGAGUGGUUUAACGAGAGCCUGACAAUGAAUGCCUGAAUGAAAAGCCUGUGAGAUGAAAGGAAUGAACCGAUCUUACGUCACGCUGCGCAAAAUAUACAAAAGGAAAUUAUGCAAAUUUCAUAGCGAUAUGGAAUACGUAAAUCGUCGUGGAAAUGCCAAAAAUCCAAGGUUCGAAAUCAAGAGAUUCUCGCCACACAAAAGAAGAGUGUAGGACGCGCCAUAUCUUUAGACAAUAUUGUGGUGUUCAAGGUUUCAUGGAGGAACGUCUUGGAAAUCUUGGCUCAUUAUCUUCAUGAAUGGCAUUGAAGCCUCAGAGUGAAUUGCAAAAUGAAAGACUGGCAUCUUUCGGCUUUCUGUCAACGCGUAAAUUCGUACGUUUUUUUUAUUUUUGCUUAUUGUAAGAAAGCUAGUUUUUCUCCUUUGGGCUGACAGAUGUAUGUGUUUGGAAAAGUUGCAUUGGAAUUUCAACCUUCUUGCAUGAAAGAACUUGAUCAUACAUAUGGCUUUACCUGCCUUCAUAUCGGCGCUGAGAAAAUGUAAUUGAAUGGUUGAGAUUGAACGUGCAUCUUUGGAACUCUGCGACUUCAUUGAAGCCAACAAGCUGGUCUGUCAAAAAUGUAUUUAUUUACAGACUGUUUGGUAAAAUGUUUCGAGAAGAGAAUUUAUGUCAGCAAUGAUUAAUUUUUUCCACAAAGCGCUUGAAUAAUUUGAUCUUGUGGAACGGCAUCGCAGGCGAUUUCGAACCUAACUUGAUGCACACUUCACGUGUUUACACAUUUGGCUGAAGGAGCGAUAAGAGAGAAUUAUUAUAUUAAACUUUAUUUUGACAGAAAGAAAGAGAGACGUGAGAUGUGAAUGUAUGUGAGAAAUAGAUCUAGCCUAAAAUAUACAAUCUGAUUGUAUGCAAUAAAUAAAUAUAAAACAUUUUCUUUAU